CCCCCCCAAAAAAAAAAAAACCAAAAAAAAGGAAAAAAAAUAACACACACUCCGAAGCAGCAGGCCACCCCCCCUCCCCUCCUCAUCAUCCUCCUCCUCCUCCCAUCCUUUGGACACACCCUGCCAAGGAUCACACUGCUUCUCCGCUCUACUAUUUCUUUUUUUAUGAUCACACAUCACCAUCGGAGAGAACGCUCCUCUCUUCCUCUUCCGUCGUUCUGCAAAGAACCCCCCCUUUCUUCUCCUCCUUUUCAUCCAAUAGAGGACCCUCAUACAACCUCCGCAGGCUGAGACCUACCGUCAGGUCCCAGUUUGUAUUUUUUUUUAUCUUUUUUUUUUUUUUUGGGUGGAAUUUUUGGGAACUCCGGAGAGGGGAACCGUGCGACCAGAGCACCGUGCGAACAGAGCACCGCAAGAGCGCCGUCGAGCUUCCGCAGAAAAGAGGGACCUAGAUUUCCUUGUCGUUGCACGUCAAGAAUGGUUACCAUAAUCAGCACCAUGGAAACCCAGGUGUCCAACGGUCCGAGCGGAACCAGUCUGCCCAACGGCCCGGUCAUCAGCACCAACGGCGCCACGGACGACAGCAAAACCAACCUGAUCGUCAACUACCUGCCGCAGAACAUGACCCAAGAAGAGUUCAAGAGUUUGUUCGGGAGCAUCGGGGAGAUCGAGUCCUGCAAGCUGGUCCGAGACAAGAUAACGGGUCAAAGUUUGGGCUACGGCUUUGUCAACUACGUGGAUCCGAACGACGCAGACAAGGCCAUCAACACACUCAAUGGUCUCAAGCUACAGACUAAAACAAUCAAGGUAUCGUACGCAAGGCCAAGUUCCGCUUCUAUCCGCGACGCAAAUCUUUACGUCAGCGGACUGCCCAAGACCAUGAGCCAGAAGGACAUGGAACAGCUCUUCUCCCAAUACGGUCGCAUCAUCACAUCUCGCAUUUUAGUGGACCAAGUCACAGCAGGCAUAUCACGAGGAGUUGGUUUCAUCCGGUUCGACAAACGAAAUGAAGCGGAGGAGGCCAUCAAGGGUCUGAACGGACAGAAGCCUCUGGGCGCUGCCGAGCCCAUCACCGUCAAGUUUGCCAACAACCCCAGUCAGAAGACAGGCCAGGCCUUGCUGACUCAGCUGUAUCAGACCGCGGCCCGACGCUACACGGGGCCCCUGCAUCACCAGACGCAGCGAUUCAGCGUGAUCCCUUCUCUCGGAAAGGGACCAGAUCCAAAUAUCAGCUCAAAACCAAUACUCGACAAUUUACUAAACGCCAGCUACGGAGUCAAGAGUUCUCCCACUCUCUUCCCCAGAUUCUCCCCGAUCACCAUCGACAGCAUGACCAGCCUGGCCGGCGUCAACCUCACCGGUCCCACCGGAGCCGGCUGGUGCAUCUUUGUGUACAACUUGUCGCCCGAGGCGGACGAGAGCGUCCUGUGGCAGCUCUUUGGGCCCUUUGGCGCCGUCACCAACGUCAAGGUCAUCCGUGACUUUACGACCAACAAAUGUAAGGGCUUCGGUUUUGUCACCAUGACCAACUACGACGAGGCGGCCAUGGCGAUCGCGAGCCUAAACGGCUAUCGCCUGGGCGACCGCGUGCUGCAGGUUUCUUUCAAGACUAGCAAGCAGCACAAGGCCUGAGAGAGGGGCCGUAGGCCGCCAGCAGCUUUGACCUGCACGGGGGAGGCGGGGCUAUCUGAGCUCCGCCCCCUCGUGACAUCACUUUAUCUAUGGGCCUGGACUGAGUCUCUCUCUGACGCUUUCGUACACACAUUCACAAUAUAUAAUCGCAAAAAGACACAGACACGCGCAAACACAGAUAGCGAAACCUAUUCAUAGGCAAGCAUCCGCAAGUCAGAGUUUCAAACGAACCCACGAGUGGAGUUUUUCUGUUCUCUUUCCACAACAUGCUAGACCUUUCCCUAUCUUUGCCUGGAUUGAAUUAGAAAGGCUACGUAGCUGGUUUGCUGG
This is a messenger RNA of Hippocampus zosterae (dwarf seahorse), 1962 nucleotides long. RefSeq names its product ELAV like neuron-specific RNA binding protein 3 (gene elavl3). Gene Ontology annotation, cellular component: ribonucleoprotein complex. Lineage: Eukaryota; Metazoa; Chordata; Actinopteri; Syngnathiformes; Syngnathidae. Bases 478 to 1632 code for a protein of 384 amino acids. Gene Ontology annotation, molecular function: RNA binding. The transcript is spliced from 8 exons. The record is from RefSeq and is a predicted model, not a curated record.